This is a messenger RNA of Dioszegia hungarica, 1215 nucleotides long. Its product is annotated as WD40-repeat-containing domain protein. Gene Ontology annotation, molecular function: protein binding; chromatin binding. NCBI's taxonomy places the organism in Eukaryota, Fungi, Basidiomycota, Tremellomycetes, Tremellales, Bulleribasidiaceae. The record is from RefSeq and is a predicted model, not a curated record. The transcript is spliced from 7 exons. Bases 1 to 1215 code for a protein of 404 amino acids. Gene Ontology annotation, cellular component: Set1C/COMPASS complex.
AUGUCGAAUCAAGCUGGUCCUUCGAGGCAUCCCGCUGGGCCUCCUCCCUCGCGACAACCGAUCAGUCUGGAGCCAUACGUACUGGAUAAGCUAGCACCUGCAAGACUCUUCAAAGACGCUAUAAAUGGAAAACUGCCCUGGGUUUCCACUGCACACCAUGGCUACUCAACGAAAGCCCAGAUCUCCAGUAUCGCCUUUGACGAUACUGGCAAUGGCUGCGUCACGGCAGGAGAAGACGAGCUGUUCAAUUGGUGGGACAUCACUACCGGAACGAAAAAGAAGACAUAUGCAUCUCACAAGUAUGGAUUAUCGCAGAUCCGCUUGACUCAUAAGCCGACCAACGUCCUUCACACGUCGACCAAGACGAAUCACGAUAUCCGGUAUCAUUCCAUGCAUGACAACAAGUACCUCCUGUAUCUGAAAGGACAUAGUGCGAGGGUCCGCUCUAUCCAGAUGCACCCGACAGAAGACCGCUUCAUCUCGGGAGGGGAUGAUGGGACUGUCCGGAUAUGGGAUCUUCGGCAGGGUAAAUGCCAGGCACUGCUCAACAAUGUUGGAGGAUCCACGAUAGCAGCGUUUGAUCACGCCGGGACGAUCUUUGCGGUCGCUUCGUCGGACCUAGGCGUCGUCAUGCUGUACGGCACCGAUGCGCCUGACGCCAUCCCCUUCUCUCAUGCCCGACUUGUCGAUCCCGAACUCGAACGCGCAAGCCAACCUCCCCGCCGACCCGUCUUCACCUCGAUAUCCUUCUCCAACGCCGGCGACCUCAUCCUCAUCGGUACCUCCUCUGACGUGCACUACGUCGUCGACGGUUACGACCUCAGCAUACACUGUCGACUCGUCGGGCAUCAGGGGCUCGAGACGGAUCGGAAUGGCAGAAGAGAGCCACAACCACGGCGCGGGGGAAGCGGGGAGGAAGUGGGCUGGACGGCCGAUUCGAGAUGGGUCUACUCGGGCUCCGCGGACGGAAGCGUCUAUUUCUGGGAUAUGGCGUCUCAUCAAAGACCGUCAGACGAUGCCAAAUUGAAGGCGGGAGGGAGGAUACCGUACAAGACGCUCACGCCAACGAUACGGAAGAAGCCAGAGAUGUUUGCCGAGAUGGGACCGUCGAGGGCGGUGAGGUUCAAUCCGAGGCAUGCGAUGAUGGCGGUGGGAGGGGAACAGCUGGCAUUCAUGCUGCCCGAGCGAGAAGAAAAGGCCCCGGAGGGGUGGUGA